Messenger RNA from Camellia sinensis, 5250 nucleotides. RefSeq lists its product as uncharacterized. The record is from RefSeq and is a predicted model, not a curated record. Lineage: Eukaryota; Viridiplantae; Streptophyta; Magnoliopsida; Ericales; Theaceae.
AUAUCCUCGCACACGCAUACAUUCAUACAUACAUAUAGUUUUGUAUAGAAAGAGAAACAAACCACCCAGAAAAAUGUUCUUAUGUCAAAAAUGUACUAUUUGAAUUGCUAAUCACCACAACUCAUUCGGCUCAUCUCAUCAUUCACAAUCGAAAUGCGUGGCUUCAAUUCAAUUCUAGCUCGAAUUCUAGAGCUCUUCUGUUGUUACCGAUUCUAAAAAUCCACCUCAAAAUCACUUUCUUCUUUUUUUUUCAUCAUCGAAAUUAGGGUUUUAGUUCUGGUUAUGAGUUUGUCGCUCCUCCAAUGGCUUCGUCUUCUUCAUAUGUUUUUUAUAUCUUAAUUCUUCACAUCAUCACAAUCCCCAAUUCCAAUUUUGUUUCCCAAUUAGGGUUUGUGUCUGCCUCGGCCGACAGUGACGGCGAUUUCGUUUCAUUUCACGGCGAUUACUCGCCUCCGUCGCCACCGCCUCCUUCUCCGCCGCCUCACCCGCCUUCGGUCUCGUGCGAGGAGGAUUUGAUGGGAGUUGGGUCGCUCGACACUUCGUGCGAAGUGAGUUCUAGCUUGAAUUUCACUGACGAUGUGUAUAUAGAGGGAAUUGGGAAUUUCUAUAUUCUUCCAGGGGCUAGAUUGAGUUGCCCAGUGAAGGGUUGUUCCAUUUUGGUUAACAUUAGUGGUGAAUUUAGGUUGGGUUUCAAUGCAGAGAUGAUAGCUGGGACCGUGUCGCUGGUGUCGCGGAGUGCUACAUUGUUCAAUGGUUCUGUGAUUAAUGUGACGGCGUUGGCAGGUCAGCCGCCGGAGCAGACUAGUGGGACUCCCGCGGGUGUACAGGGGGCAGGCGGAGGACAUGGAGGGAGAGGGGCUAGUUGUGUGAUGGAUAAUACAAAGCUUCCUGAGGAUGUGUGGGGUGGGGAUGCAUAUUCAUGGGCUUCAUUGGGAGAGCCAUGGAGUUAUGGUAGUCAGGGUGGCACUACAAAUAGAGAAGAGAAUUAUGGAGGGAAAGGCGGUGGACGAAUUGGGUUUUACAUAAAAGGUGCUAUUGAAGUUCAUGGGAGUUUUUUAGCUGAUGGUGGUGAUGGUGGUAUCAAAGGAGGUGGAGGAUCUGGAGGCAGCAUUUACAUCAAGUCCCCCAAAAUGAGUGGUAGUGGCAAAAUAAGUGCUUCUGGGGGUAAUGGAUUUGCAGGAGGUGGUGGUGGAAGAGUUUCUGUCAAUGUUUUCAGCAGGCAUGAUGACCCCAAAUUCUUGGUUCAUGGGGGAAGAAGUUACGGGUGUCUUGGAAACUCAGGUGCAGCAGGGACAUUUUAUGAUGCCGUUCCUCGGAGGCUAAUUGUGAGCAAUAACAACAUGUCCACAGAUACUGAUACACUUCUUUUAGAGUUUCCUAAUCAGCCGCUGUGGACAAAUGUUUAUAUUCAAGAUCAUGCUAGAGCUACUGUUCCUUUGCUCUGGAGUCGUGUGCAGGUGCAAGGACAAUUUAGUUUAUCAUGUGGUGCAGUGAUGAGCUUUGGGCUUGCACAUUACGCCUUAUCAGAGUUCGAGUUAAUGGCAGAAGAGCUUUUAAUGAGUGACUCGACAAUCAAGGUAUAUGGUGCUUUGCGAAUGGCUGUCAAAAUCCACUUGAUGUUGAAUUCAAAAAUCCUUAUAGAUGGUGAUGGUGAUGCAAUUGUUGCAACAUCACUGCUAGAGGCCAGCAAUUUAGUGGUCCUGAAGGAAUCAUCCGUAAUACAUUCGAAUGCAAAUUUGGGAGUUCAUGGGCAAGGUUUUAUGAACUUGUCUGGAUCAGGAGAUGUGAUUGAAGCUCAACGUUUGGUUUUAUCAUUAUUUUACAGUAUAAGUGUUGGGCCUGGAUCUGUUUUGAGAGGUCCCUUGGAGAAUGCAAGUAAUAAUUAUGUGACACCGAGGCUCUAUUGUGAACUCCAGGAUUGCCCCAAGGAACUGCUUCAUCCACCUGAGGAUUGCAAUUUGAACUCUUCAUUGUCCUUCACUCUUCAGAUUUGUCGAGUUGAAGAUAUAAGUGUCAAGGGUUUCAUAGAAGGAUCUGUUAUCCAUUUCCAUUGGGUUAGAACUGUAGUUGUCCAAUCUCCUGGUGCAAUAAGUGCAUCUGGUUUGGGCUGCAAAGGUGGGGUAGGCAGAGGAAGAUUUUUGAGCAAUGGUCUUGGUGGUGGUGGUGGACAUGGUGGCAAAGGUGGGAGUGGAUAUUAUAAUGGCAGUGCUAUCAAGGGUGGUGAUGUAUAUGGGAAUGCUGAUUUUCCUUGUGAACUUGGCAGUGGUAGUGGAAAUGAAAGUCUGGCUGGUGCAACUUCUGGCGGUGGUGUCAUAGUGAUGGGUUCAUUGGAGCACUCUUUGUCAAGUUUGUCCAUUGAUGGUUCACUUAGAGCUGAUGGAGAGAGUUUUGAAGAAAAUGUCGGAAAGCAGGGUGUUAUGAACAUUGGUCCAGGUGGUGGAUCAGGUGGAACUAUUCUUUUGUUUAUUCAUGCAUUGGCCCUUGGUAAAUCUUCUUCUAUCUCAACUGUUGGAGGACAUGGUGGUCACAAUGGUGGUGGUGGAGGUGGUGGAAGGGUUCACUUUCAUUGGUCAGAUAUUUCCAUUGGGGAUGAGUACCUGCCCAUUGCAAGUGUAAAUGGAACCAUCCAUGUUGGGGGUGGUUUGGGCAUAGGUGAUGGUGAUGCAGGGGAGAAUGGAACUGUCACCGGAAAAUCCUGUCCAAAAGGGCUUUAUGGGAUCUUCUGUCAGGAAUGUCCAGUUGGGACAUAUAAAAAUGUCAGUGGAUCUGAUAGAGCCCUUUGUAGAAAAUGCCCAUCUCAUGAACUCUCACAUCGUGCCAUUUAUGUUGCUGUUCGAGGUGGUGUUGCUGGUGCCCCUUGUCCUUACAAGUGCAUUUCUGAGAGAUAUCACAUGCCACACUGUUAUACCACCCCUGAAGAACUGAUAUACACUUUUGGGGGCCCAUGGUUAUUUGGUUUUAUUCUCUUAGUUCUCCUCGUUCUGCUAGCGCUGGUGCUUAGUGUUGCUCGAAUGAAAUUUGUCAAUUCAGAUGAACUGCCAGGUCUAGUGCCUGCCCAAUGUGGCUUGCAAAUAGAUCGCUCAUUCCCCUUUCUGGAGUCAUUGAAUGAGGUAAUGGAAACUAGUAGAACUGAGGAAUCCCAAACUCAUGUGCACAGAAUGUAUUUUAUGGGGCCUAACACUUUCAGUGAACCAUGGCAUCUCCCUUACUCUCCUCCAGAACAAGUAAUAGAAAUUGUAUAUGAGGAUGCAUUCAACACAUUUGUGGAUGAGAUCAAUGCAUUGGCUGCUUAUCAGUGGUGGGAAGGUUCAGUCUACAGCAUUCUUUCGAUUCUUGCAUAUCCACUUGCAUGGUCAUGGUUGCAGUGGCGCCGCAAAAACAAAAUACAACAACUACGUGAAUUUGUUCGAUCAGAAUAUGAUCAUGCUUGCUUGCGCUCUUGUCGUUCACGUGCUCUCUAUGAAGGGCUCAAGGUAGCUGCAACUUCUGAUCUAAUGCUUGGAUAUGUGGAUUUUUUCCUCGGUGGAGAUGAAAAAAGAGCUGACCUUCCUCCUCGCCUUCAGCAAAGAUUUCCAAUGUCUUUGUUGUUUGGAGGAGAUGGAAGUUACAUGGCUCCUUUCUCUCUUCACAGUGACAAUAUCCUCACUAGCCUCAUGAGUCAGGCUGUCCCUCCUACUAUCUGGUAUCGAUUAGUGGCUGGUCUAAAUGCUCAGUUGCGUUUAGUUCGCCGUGGACAUUUAAGAACAAGUUUUUGUUUAAUAAUGAACUGGCUUGAAACACAUGCAAAUCCUACUUUAAGUCCCUAUGGUGUACAUGUUGAUCUGGCUUGCUUUCAGCCCGUUGCUUGUGGUUAUCGCCAGUUUGGACUCACUGUACAUUCUGUUGAAGAUGAAAGUACGCAACCAUCAGUUGAAGAGCCAAACGUAACUUCAUUAGCUGAGCAACAGUCAUGUUUAAUUAAUAAUGAUUGGAGGAAAACAGUGGAUGAUUCAAGCGCCUGUGAACAUCUAUUGACACAUAAUAGUAUAGGUGGAGGAAUUUUACAAAUUAAGAUCUUGCAAACACUUGAAGAGAAGAAGACUCUAUGUUGUCCUCUUUCUUUUAUACUUCAUAAUACUAAACCUAUUGGUCAUCAGGAUCUUGUCGGUUUGGUCAUCUCUAUACUACUCUUAGGAGAUUUUAGCUUAGUUUUGCUUACUUUGCUUCAGCUAUACUCUAUUUCGCUGUUGGAUUUCUUCUUGUUUUUGUUUAUCCUUCCUCUUGGCAUAUUGCUUCCAUUCCCAGCUGGAAUCAAUGCUUUAUUUAGUCAUGGACCCAGGCGAUCAGCAGGUCUUGCUCGUGUAUAUGCUCUAUGGAAUAUCACAUCCUUGAUAAAUGUCGUAGUUGCUUUCAUAUGUGGAUUUGUUCAUUAUAAAAUUCAGUCCUCAUCAAAUAAAAAGCAUCAAAACUUUCAGUCCUGGAAUUUUAGCAUGGAUGAAAGUGGAUGGUGGAUGCUUUCAUCUGGACUUGUGCUGUGUAAAGUUAUCCAAGCCCAACUCAUUAAUUAUCAUGUGGCUAACUUAGAGAUUCAGGAUCGCACAUUGUAUAGUAAUGAUCCUUAUGUGUUCUGGCAGUCAUGAUAGGCAUUCAAUGACUCAAUAUGAAACUCACAUGUUUGUAUUUUUGUAAAGAUAGCAGGUGUGUGUGUGUUUGUGUGUGUGUGUGUGUGUGUGUGUGUGAGAGAGAGAGAGAGAUCGAUCAUGUAUGGUGUACUCCUAAAUAUAAGUUUUCUCCCAUGUAUAGGAGGAGGCUGUGUUCAUCAUUUGCAGAAUUCAUGUUUUUUUUUUUUUUUUUUGCCUAUGUUUUAGCAAAUAUAUUCUUGCUUCGUGCUACUAGCUAUUGGGGGGCCAAUUCACAUCUUUUCAGGUUACUUGGAUAUCACAGAGCAGGAUUACGUUAUGCCCUCGAUGUGGAUGAAUCUUGGAUCAGCGAAUCAGAAAUUGAGCGGGUUUGCAGUUGGGCUGGUUUGGACCUCUAUGAACAGCGCAAAGUUCAUUAAGAGCAAAGGCAGUGGCUGGCAUGCGAUGGAUCUCUGUGCGAGGAAUUAGGAAAGUCUACAAGCUUACAGAUUUUUUAACCUCAUUCAAUCAGGUAAACUCAAUAGAAAAGUAAGAUGUUUCUGUCUGUACUUCUUGAGGUUAAUUAUGUAUACUAAAUAAUGCAUGUCUUAUGUGCUACUCCCUCAAUCUCAAAUUGUUUGUACAUUUUUUA